AUGCUUCUUUCUAUUCCCUUCCCUCCCCUUCCAUCCCCGCCAUCAUGGUUCCCUGGACAUAUGAACAGAUUCACCAAACAGCUACCAGCGUUGUUAUCGCGCACUGACAUCGUCCUCGAACUUAGAGAUUCCAGACUUCCACUGACCAGUAUUAAUCACAACUUUGAGGGCGCGAUAAGAAAGUGGAGAGCGGAACGAGGAAAGGUGACUUACUCGUCACAGCCCCUCCGCGGUGCGGCUGUGGAAUCAUCGCCUGUAUCGGGCUAUGGCGGCAUGACAUGCGAGCGUAUUAUUGUUUUAAAUAAACGCGACUUGGUACCUGAGUGGGGAAUGGAGCCUUUCCGGAGAGCCAUGGCCUCCCGUUUCCCUGAACAAAUAAUUCACUUUGCAUCUUGUAACCGACGUGAGGAUAUUAAAUCUCUCAGCGCCUUGCUCGUAAAUAUAGCAAAAAGAAACCCCCACGCGACAGAAACAAAUGUCUUGGUGGUUGGCAUGCCCAAUGUUGGCAAGUCGACAUUAUUGAACUCACUUCGAAAUUUUGGCAUUGCGGGUCGGACGCCGAAGGCUUUGCAGACGUCCUCUCAACCUGGUCAUACGCGUGCUUUGUCAAACCGUCUCAAAUUGUCCGAGGACCCACUUGUCUACUCUUUUGACACGCCGGGUGUGAUGCUUCCCUUCCUUGGGAGAGGGGACGAAGGCGCAGAACGAGGAGUAAAGCUUGCUUUAAUCGGCGAGUCUUCAUCCUCUAACUGCUUGACUGAAUUACAUGCUAACCUCAUAACAGCUGGUAUCAAAGAGGGUUUAUACGACGUGGAGGCACUUGUGGCCUACCUGUUAUACAGGCUGAACGUCCUACAUCCUGUCUCUCCUGCAUACCUCAAAGUUCUUCCGCCAGGCACUGCGCCGACACCUAGUGUCUCUAUAUUUUUAGAGCAGCUAGCCCGUAGAUUGGGCAUGCUACUUCGCGGGGGUGAGUGCGACACGACGAGAGCCGCAAAAUGGUUUGUAGAAUGGUGGAGAAGAGAAGGUGGUCUCUUCUCUGCCGCAGCGCCGCACGCACUGCCUUCUGCCGUUGCAAUCACCGGGUCACAGGGACAGCAGCCCCAACCAGGUCGCGGCUCAGUUGUCCGUCGAGGGUGGGGGUUUGACCUGGAAUGGUCAGUCGAGCAAGGCGACUUCGUCCCCGAUGUUGCGGUGUCGAUUUUGGAGCAUAGGAUGGGAGAAUGCAUUGACGAGUUUGUGGAGCGCACACAGGAAUAUGAUCGUCAAGGCGGUACGGUUAGCCAGACUCAGGAAAAGAAGCGGACUUGGGAAGAGAAGCUAGCCCAGCGAGCCGCUAAAUCCAAGGCCAAAUUUAUAGCGCGGAAGAAAGGCUUUUAA
Messenger RNA from Pisolithus orientalis, 1380 nucleotides. Its product is annotated as P-loop containing nucleoside triphosphate hydrolase protein. The record is from RefSeq and is a predicted model, not a curated record. NCBI's taxonomy places the organism in Eukaryota, Fungi, Basidiomycota, Agaricomycetes, Boletales, Pisolithaceae. Gene Ontology annotation, cellular component: mitochondrion. The coding region runs from base 1 to 1380 and encodes 459 amino acids. Gene Ontology annotation, molecular function: GTPase activity; GTP binding. The transcript is spliced from 6 exons.